CGGAUCCAAACGUUAUCGAUAGAUACAACAGUCUCCACCAUAACUUUUUUUUUCUUUUCCUUUCAUUUCAUUGGCAUCACGAAACAUUCUACGCUUCUUCACCUCUUAGGUAUUUCCACCAACUUCAACCUUUUCCCGAAAUCGCCAUACCAUCUUGAUUGCCAAUUGAACUCUUACUGGGUGUUGGGCUUUGUAGAAAGGAUUCAAAAUGGCAGGCGUCCCUGAGAAAGCUCGGUUUUACCUCGAGCGUGCCGUGCCCCAGCUACGCGAAUUCGAAUCCAAGGGUAUAUUCACCACCGAUGAGAUCCGCUCCCUAGUACGAAAGCGUACCGAUUUCGAACAUAUUGUCUUGUCUCCCGGUAACAAAGCGACCGAUUGGCUCAAUUAUGCUGCAUGGGAGAAAUCACUGGAGUCUCUCCGCGCGAAACGAUGCAAAAGGUUAAAGGUCCGCACCUCGUCCAAGCACACUGGCGAAGGGCGGGUAUUCGGGAUAUUGGAUCGAGCAGUGAACAGACACCCAGGGAAUGUUGAGCUAUGGAAAGAGUACUUAGCUUAUGCGAAAGAUAUGAAGGCCUCCAAGCGGUACAGGAAAGUCAUGACCAGAGCAUUGAGAAUGCACCCAGCAAAACCUGAGCUCUGGGUAAUGGCAGGCAGGAGGUCCGCAAAUACUGGAGACAUGCAGGCUGCGAGAGGCUUUUUCAUGCGUGGUGCUAGGUUCUGUACCAGAGAUGCCACCGUCUGGCUCGAAUAUGCCAGAUGCGAGAUGGAGUGGCUACAACGAAUGGAUGCGAAGAAGGGCAAAAAGGGCGGCGCAGAAAAAGCAUUACAGGAACAGGCUGAACAAAGUGACGAUGAGAUCAAAUUAAUACAGGAUAGCGAAGAUGAGGAGGCCGAUGAGGAUGGCCAACUAACACUACCGGAUCCUGGGACUUCAGUCGAGGCGUUCAGCGAAGACACAGCCAAAAAACUGGAAAGCAACCCUGCGCUAGAUGGAGCUAUCCCGUUAGCUAUCUUCGACAUCUCUAAGAAGCAGCCCUUCUUUAAUGCUACGGUAGCAGAACAAUUCUUCAAUGUCUUCGCCAUAUCCAAUCCUAUUCCUGCGCAAGCUCGAAUUAUUCAACAUGUUUUGGAUACCAUGACUGAACUAUAUCCCAACGAUCCGGCGACGGACUUCUGUCACGUUCGACAACCUUUGGUGAAUAUCGACAUAAACUCACCCCUAUAUCCUAAGGCUCUACGGGAAGCAUUAGCUCGGCUCAAGUCAUCUCUUUCUACAACAGUCAACAAGGCUUCAUUAACUGAAAAAGUGAAGUCGUGGAUAGAACCAAUUCUGGCUUCGGAGGAUCUUGAUUUGGGUAUCCGAACUGUUCUGGAGCAUACUCUUCGAACUCUACCGAAGCCUUGAAGUGGGUGGCUCUCCGCCCCAGGCUUUAUUCCAUUAUAUUACAUUUAACGAGGUCUUAGCUGAUCUCACCGCCUCGCUCUCUUAUUAUACCCAUCAAAUACUCAAACUCGGUCGCAGACACACGACUCACACUCAGCCGGCUCUGCUUGAUCAUCUGCAUGCUCUCAAGUGGUUGUCCCGGUUUACCCAUCUCGCGAAGUUCCUUCAGUCCGAUUUGCUGCUUGAACUUACUGUGGAAUUUGACGUGCACGAC
Messenger RNA from Hypoxylon fragiforme, 1658 nucleotides. Its product is annotated as U3 small nucleolar RNA-associated protein 6-domain-containing protein. Lineage: Eukaryota; Fungi; Ascomycota; Sordariomycetes; Xylariales; Hypoxylaceae. The coding region runs from base 209 to 1405 and encodes 398 amino acids. Gene Ontology annotation, cellular component: Pwp2p-containing subcomplex of 90S preribosome; small-subunit processome. The transcript has a single exon. The record is from RefSeq and is a predicted model, not a curated record. Gene Ontology annotation, biological process: maturation of SSU-rRNA from tricistronic rRNA transcript (SSU-rRNA, 5.8S rRNA, LSU-rRNA). Gene Ontology annotation, molecular function: snoRNA binding; protein binding.